UAGUGCGACGCCCGGAAGUGACUGCGGGCCAAUCGGCGCUUGCAGGGACUGGGGGAGUUUAGUGUCGUCUCUGGUAAUAGCUGCUUUAGGCGCUAAAGAUGCCAGGUCUGGCAGCCGCAAGUCCUGUGCCAUCCGAGUCUCAGGAGAAGAAGCCGCUGAAACCCUGCUGUGCCUGCCCGGAGACCAAGAAAGCGCGCGAUGCGUGCAUCAUCGAGAAAGGAGAAGAGCACUGUGGACACCUAAUUGAGGCCCACAAGGAGUGUAUGAGAGCCCUGGGAUUUAAGAUAUGAAAUGUGGUCUGCUCUGUGAAUGAAUAAUUCCUGAAGAAUGAAGACUACUAAAUAAUCUGGGGAAUUAUUUGAUGAACACAUGUCUUGAUAAAUGAUAAAAAAUAUUUAUAGUUUAUUAAAUACAUAUAUAUUUAUCCCUGGUCAA
Choloepus didactylus (southern two-toed sloth) is the source of this 435-nucleotide messenger RNA. RefSeq names its product cytochrome c oxidase copper chaperone. Gene Ontology annotation, cellular component: mitochondrial intermembrane space. Gene Ontology annotation, molecular function: copper chaperone activity; copper ion binding. Gene Ontology annotation, biological process: mitochondrial respiratory chain complex IV assembly. Lineage: Eukaryota; Metazoa; Chordata; Mammalia; Pilosa; Megalonychidae. The transcript has 3 exons. The coding region runs from base 99 to 290 and encodes 63 amino acids. The record is from RefSeq and is a predicted model, not a curated record.